This is a messenger RNA of Telopea speciosissima, 1040 nucleotides long. Its product is annotated as autophagy-related protein 101. Gene Ontology annotation, cellular component: phagophore assembly site. The transcript has 8 exons. NCBI's taxonomy places the organism in Eukaryota, Viridiplantae, Streptophyta, Magnoliopsida, Proteales, Proteaceae. The coding region runs from base 129 to 791 and encodes 220 amino acids. The record is from RefSeq and is a predicted model, not a curated record. Gene Ontology annotation, biological process: autophagosome assembly; autophagy.
CACGGUGAAAGCUCUCCCCCUCUAUAUCUACCUUCUUCCUGCUUCAGACUUUCAAUACGAUCUUGGGGACACUUGAUUGGUUCUUCAACGGAACUUGAUUUUCCCAAGUUAAGUUGGUGAGCGGCAUCAUGAACUGUGAGGUCUGCCACCUUAAGGAACUGGAUGUGGAACACUUCGAGAUACGGGAAGUACUACGGUGUAUACUACACACAGUUGUGUUUCAUAGAGCUUUAGGUCUUGUACGGCCCAGGGAUAUUGAUUCCGAACUUUUUGACAUUACUUAUGUUCAAUGUGGAGAUGCUGAACUCGAAAAGAAGAUUGAGGAUAAAAUAGACCAGUUCAUUGGUUGGGUGGAAAAGCACCCAAAUAAGAAAAGUCAGAUUUGCCUAUCUUUCUAUGAGGUGAAAAAUAAGCAGGCUACUUGGUUCAGCAACAAAAUUGAACGCUUGUAUUGGGAACAAUGGUAUAUCAAUUUGAAUGUAGCACAACACCCAAAAGCACACUCCAGCAAGUCUCAUCACUCCAAACUGGUAGUAGAUCCAGGAGAAAGUACAUCAGAUGAGAGAAGUGUUCGCCGAGCAACCCUUGAAGCAGCUCUCCGUGAGGUCUUGUUUCAGAUCAUUAAAUUUGUCAAUGAAAAAAGAGAUCACAUCCCCCCUGUACCACCAAAUAAUGAGGGUGUCUCAUUUCCUUAUGAAAUCACAAUUCCAAGCAGUUCAUCAGAUUCUUCAUUUGGAAUGGACAUGUUCAAGAGGAUGCUCCAAACUGGACACCCAACCAUGCUCAGUUGACCUUCUUAGAUUGUCAAUCAGAUAUGCAUUACGACACAUUGGACUCUGUAAAUAUUGUGCAGGAGGUUACCGAGAUGGGUGAGUUGUGCCUUGGAAAAGGAGAAGAGGUUUGUAUAUACAUUUUCUAUAUGGUGAGCCUUUUCCUUUUCUACUUUGUUUGCUGAAGAAAGGGUGGGGCCUUCACUGACUUUACCAAGAUAUGUAUGUAUCUUUUCGGAGAUCCAGAAUUUAUUUAAUGCAAAAUUUUCA